Dioscorea cayenensis subsp. rotundata (Guinea yam) is the source of this 1239-nucleotide messenger RNA. Its product is annotated as translin. Gene Ontology annotation, cellular component: nucleus; cytoplasm. The record is from RefSeq and is a predicted model, not a curated record. Gene Ontology annotation, molecular function: sequence-specific DNA binding; RNA binding; single-stranded DNA binding. Gene Ontology annotation, biological process: RNA metabolic process. NCBI's taxonomy places the organism in Eukaryota, Viridiplantae, Streptophyta, Magnoliopsida, Dioscoreales, Dioscoreaceae.
GAGAGCAAGAGAAGCGAAGUGAAACGAUGAGAUCUCUCUUGUUUCGCACCGCCAUUCCCGCGCUCCAUCUCUUCUCCCCCAAAACCCUAACCCUAACCCUAACCCUAGUUCCUCUUCUCCCUCGCUCCUUCUCCUCGAAAUCACCUCCAAUGGCAAGCUCCAAAGACGAACCUCCAUCUUCCUCUUCUUCGCUGUCCAUUGAGAAGCAGUUCGAGGGGUUUCGAGCUCAUCUCGAGGAUUCCAACAGCCUCCGCGACCGCAUCCGUGCUGUGGCUGUGGAAAUGGAGUCAGCCACUCGGAUUUUGUAUUCUAGUCUCCUCCUUGUCCAUCAAUCCCUCCCAAUCUCAGAGGUUUUGGUGAAGGCUGCGAGGCAGAUUGAGGUGCUUAAGGGGCAUUAUGGAAGGCUUGCGGAGAUUCUUCUUGAAUGCCCUGGGCAGUACUACAGGUAUCAUGGAGAUUGGAGGAGUGAGACUCAAACAGCGGUGUCGUUACUUGCGUUCUUGCAUUGGUUGGAGACUGGCAAUCUUCUCAAGCAUGAGGAAGCAGAGAAGAAGCUUGGAUUGGGUGUUUCUGAAUUUGGUCUUGACAUUGAAGAUUAUUUGAUAGGAAUAUGUUUCAUGUCCAAUGAACUGCCGAGGUAUGUGGUGAAUCAAGUAACUGCAGGCGAUUAUGAUUCUCCAAAGAAGGUGUUGAAGUUUUUGACUGAUCUCCAUGCUGCAUUUCGAAUGCUUAAUCUUCGAAACGAUUUUCUACGUAAAAAGUUUGACGGCAUGAAGUAUGACUUGAGAAGAGUCGAAGAAGUUUUCUAUGAUGUCAAGAUCCGAGGCCUGGCUCCAGUCGAGACUGCCGAAGAACAUUCAAUGCAAACUUAAUGAUGUUUGUAUACUGCUGUUGCAUUUUGAUUCAGAAAUGUCGGUCUUCGAUUUUGAUCAAACCAAAUCUCAUGAACACAUAACUGAUGAAGAUGGACCUUGUUUCAUGCAUCAACAAUAGACUGGUACUUUCACUGAAUGCAUCUGAUGAAACCUGUUUAUGACUCAAUUUCUCAGAACCUGAAUGUUCUUGGGCCAAAUCCAUGUAAUGCAAUUCCUGUUGUAGUAGUUUGUGAUGAAAACAGCUGCUUAUUAUUAUUAUUAUUAUUAUUUUGGCUUCGUUGUUUAUGUUAUACUUGCCCUCACUAGAAAAAUUGUGAAAUUUUUUUUAAUUCCUCAACUUUUUAUGAAUACCUUGUUUAUGUUA